Molecule: messenger RNA, 492 nt
Organism: Symbiodinium natans
Lineage: Eukaryota; Dinophyceae; Suessiales; Symbiodiniaceae
Source: the annotation of a GenBank genome assembly
AUGGCCGAGACCUUCACAGAGGAGGAUCUUGAGGAGACCGACAUCUCCCUGCCCCAUGUGGAGAAGCGAAUCCGUAUGUCUGUUUGCAUGGAGAUCGUGAGAACCUAUGCCAAAGAGCAAGACCAGCAGGUUCGCUCCAUAAUGGAUGAGCUGUCUGAUGAGCUCAGCGAGUUCAACGCGAAGAAUUACAUCUUUCACAGCUGGCUCGCCAACUGCUACCACUCUAUCAGGCAGCACGAAGUGCGCGCUUUCGGAAUACAGGAGAUGUCUGCCCCACGCCGUGCUUCCCUUCUUCGCAUGCCUGGGCCAUUGCGGCUGAGCACUGGGCAGCUCGAGGUCUUGAAUGAGCUGCUGAGGGAGGAGGGUGCUUUCGGACCUGAGGUAGAGAUCCUUGGAAUGAAGUUGUCAGCAGUCAGUGCCGGAGCCCUCAUGGCAGCCAGCCUGGGAGCGCUAGGGGAUCAGUUGUUUUCUGCGCGAGGACAGUACUUCUGA